GUGGUCGAGUACCUUGGGCACUUUAUUUCUCAUGACGGUGUCAAGGUGGAUCCAAGGAAGAUUGAGGCGAUGGUGGGUUGGCCGAAACCCACGAGCUUGAUGCAGUUGCGAGGGUUCCUUGGUCUUACGGGCUAUUAUCGCAAAUUCGUGAAGGACUAUGGAACCAUCGCGAAGCCACUCACAGUGAUAACGAAGAAGGGAGCAUUCAAGUGGACGGAGGUGAGUGAGAAGGCUUUCGAGGAGCUGAAGGAGGCCAUGACGACCACGCCCGUGCUCGCAAUGCCGAGGUUUGAUGUGUUGUUCGAGAUUCACUCAGAUGCGAGUGACAUUGGAAUCGGGGCGGUUCUGGUGCAGGAAGGACGACCCUUGGCCUAUCUCAACAAGGCACUCGGGCCGGCGCGCAUAGGGUUGUCCGUGUACGUGAAGGAAAUACUGGCCGUGGUCAAGGUCGUGUGCGUGUGGAGGCUGUAUUUGCUUGGGCGACACUUUCGGAUUGUCACGGACCAGCAGCCGCUCAAGCACUUGCUCGAGCAAAGGAUCAUGACGCCCGAGCAGCAGAAGUUCGUGUCCAAAUUGAUGGGGUUCGACUUCGAGAUAGUGUAUCGACCCGGUCGCCAGAACACCGUGGCCAACGCAUUGUCUCGCCGGGAAGACGUGGCCGAGCUCGAUGCAGUGACGGGGCCGAUGUGGGCCAUUUGGGUCGAGCUUCAGAAGGCACAAGACGAGGAUGCACAUUGUCGGGAUGUGAUUGAGAAGCUGAACGUGGGACACGACGAGGACGAGGACCUAGACAUGCACGAUGGCUUGCUCUUUUAUCAUGGGCGAGUCGUCGUGCCCGAAGCAGGAUCGUUGUGCAAGGACAUCAUCCGGCAUUUCCACGACUCGAAGUUUGGAGGACACUCAGGAGUUUUCUGGACAUGGAUGAGGAUUGCGAGCACUUUUUAUUGGCCGGGGCUGAGGGGUGAUGUGCGCGACUACGUUGGGCGAUGUGAAGAGUGCCAACGCACUAAGGCGGACGCGCAUCGACCAAGCGGGCUGCUCCAACCUUUGCCAGUUCCCGCGCGUAUUUGGGAGGACAUCACCAUGGAUUUUAUCGAGGGGUUACCACUCUCGAAUGGGUUUAGUGGAGUCAUGGUGGUAGUCGACCGCCUUACCAAGUAUGCGCAUUUUCUUCCACUCACUCAUCCAUACACGGCUAAGUCUAUAUCAAAAUUGUUUGUUGAAUACGUGAUGAAAUUGCAUGGGGUGCCGCGGUCAAUAGUGUUUGACCGAGAUCGGAUAUUUAUGAGUAGUUUUUGGUCGGACUUCUUUAAAUUGCAGGGAACUGAGCUAAGCAUGAGCUCCGCUUAUCACCCACAAACCGACAGACAGACGGAGGUGACCAAUCGCACACUCGAGCAGUACCUUAGGUGCUAUGUGCAUCAGUUUCCAAAGCGAUGGGAGGAUCAUUUACCUUGGGCCGAGUAUUGGUAUAACACCACUUACCAUAGCUCGACGAAGGCGACGCCGUUCGAGUUGGUGUAUGGGCGCAAACUGCCGAUGAUCGUGAGUUACUCGAUGGGGAGCGCCGUGAACGAUGAG
Molecule: messenger RNA, 1581 nt
Organism: Striga hermonthica
Lineage: Eukaryota; Viridiplantae; Streptophyta; Magnoliopsida; Lamiales; Orobanchaceae
Source: the annotation of a GenBank genome assembly